Messenger RNA from Nicotiana attenuata, 2007 nucleotides. RefSeq lists its product as uncharacterized. The record is from RefSeq and is a predicted model, not a curated record. The transcript is spliced from 6 exons. Bases 1 to 2007 code for a protein of 668 amino acids. NCBI's taxonomy places the organism in Eukaryota, Viridiplantae, Streptophyta, Magnoliopsida, Solanales, Solanaceae.
AUGACACUUCUUAUUCCAGGACCCAAGUAUCCAGGUAAUGAUAUAGAUGUAUACUUGCAACCAAUGAUUGAAGAGUUAAAAGAAUUAUGGGAUGGAGUGGAAACUUAUGAUGCAUACUCAAAAUCUAAUUUUAAGAUGCGUGCAGCUAUCAUGUGGACGAUUAAUGACUUUCCUGCGUAUGGAAACCUUUCAGGAUGGUCAACGAAAGGCAAGCUUGCAUGCCCUUGUUGCCACAAAGACACAAAAUCAGUUUCUUUGCGUAAUAAGUUGUGUUAUAUGAGCCAUCGUCGCUUUCUCCCAAUAGAUCAUCCAUGGCGCCGAAAUAGGAGGAAAUUUGAUAGGAAGGUAGAAAAUGGGGUUGCACCAAAUCCUUUAACAGGCGAUGAAGCACUUAUACAAUUACAAGGGUUGGGAAAUAUUAGUUAUGGGAAGGGAAAAAAGCAAAAACGUAAUUUUCCAAAAGAUAAUAUUAUAUCAACCGUGAUGAAUAUGGUUGGAAAGACAAAGGACACACUAAAAAGUAGAUAUGAUUUGGUGGACCUUGGUAUUAGGCAAGAGUUGCAUCCAAUAGAGGAUGGGGAUAAUAUAUUAUUACCUGCAGCAUGUUAUGCAUUGUCCUCGGAAGAGAAGUUGAAGUUAUGCAAUUUCUUGGCUAAUUUGAAGGUUCCUGAUGCAUUUUUAUCAAACAUUUCAAGGUGUGUCAACGUACUUGAAAAAAAGAUUUAUGGAUUGAAAAGUCAUGAUCACCAUGUAUUAUUGCAAGACAUUCUCCCAGUUGCAAUACGUGGUUUGUUGCCUAAGGCAGUGUGUGAACCAAUUAUAGAGCUAGGCAAAUUUUUCAAAAAUGUAUGCUCUAAGUCCUUAACAAUUGAAGGUCUUGAUAUCCUGGAGGCUGAAUGUGCAUGCACAUUAUGCAAACUAGAAAUUAUUUUUCCUCCGGCAUUCUUUGAUGUCAUGGUUCAUUUGCCAAUUCACUUGGCAAGAGAGGCAAAGCUUGGUGGACCAGCUCAAUUUCGAUGGAUGUAUCCUUUUGAGAGGUAUUUGCGAACACAAAAUUCAUAUGUCCGCAAUAAUGCUCGUCCUGAAGGUUCAAUUGCAGAAGGUUAUUUGGCAACGGAAAGUCUCACAUUUUGCUCACGAUACAUAAAGAAUAUCUCAACCAAGUUCAAUAAACCAGCUAGAAAUGAUGAUGGUUCCGUGUCAAAUGGUGAGAUGUCUAUCUUUAAGAAAAGUGGGCAAACAAAAGGUGGUUCAGAAGGCAUCAGGUUAUCUCAUGAUGAGUUCAAACAAGCUUGGAAUACAGGGAAGAGAUUGAAAGACAGGAGAGACGGGCAUAACAAUGAGUUUCUUGAUUGGUUUCAUGCACGCAUCUUUAUAUUAUCUACACAAGGACGCGCAAAUGAUGAGCUCAUAAGCUUAGCCGUUGGUCCUGCACCAAUGGACAUUUAUGAGUUGUCAUAUGUGGGAAAUAGGAAGAUCUACCUAUUCAAGUGUCAUUGGUGGGAUGUGGCUCACUUAGGAAGAGGAUAUAAGAUUAACAAAUAUGGCUUUACAAGUGUAAAUACUCAUUGUGCCUUGAACACUAAUGAGACAUUUGUGUUGGCAUCUCAAUCUGAACAAGUCUUCUACUUAGAAGACAUGGUUGAUAAAGAUUGGCUUAUCGUUGUAAAGAAAAAUCCUCGCGACCUUUUCAAUAUUCCUGAAGUUGAUGAUAAUUCUGUAGAAGUUGAAGAUGAAGCAUUACUGAAUGAAGAAGCUUAUCAACAAGAGGAAGUUGACUUGAAUAUUUUGCAAAGCAAUGACCAGGAAAAUGAUGUCGAUGUUGCUUUACAUAGGGACGAUGUUCAACCACAAAGUAUUGAUGCAAGUAUACAAGCUCAGACAAGUAUGCAUGAAGAGGAAAAUGAUUUCAUUGAUAACAAUCAUAUAGAUGUAUCUGAUGAUGAAGAAAGCGAAGAAGAUUUACUUGGUGAUGGAGAAGACACUGAUGAUGAUUUUGAAGAUUGA